AUGGGUUGCGGAAUGAGUACAGAGGAGAAGGAGGGCAAGGCCCGGAACGAGGAGAUUGAGAACCAGCUCAAGAGGGAUCGCAUGCAACAACGCAAUGAGAUCAAGAUGCUUCUUCUGGGUGCUGGUGAAUCCGGAAAGUCGACCAUUUUGAAGCAGAUGAAGCUUAUCCACGAAGGAGGUUACUCGCGCGACGAGCGCGAGUCGUUCAAGGAAAUCAUCUUCAGCAACACUGUGCAGUCCAUGCGCGUCAUUCUCGAGGCCAUGGAGUCCCUAGAGUUGCCACUCGCCGAUCAGCGCGUCGAGUACCAUGUCCAGACCAUCUUCAUGCAGCCCGCUCAAAUAGAAGGUGACGUGCUGCCUCCUGAGGUCGGCAAUGCUAUCGAGGCCCUCUGGAGGGACGCUGGCGUCCAGAGCUGCUUUAAGAGGUCAAGGGAAUACCAAUUGAACGACUCGGCAAGAUACUACUUCGAUAACAUCGCUCGUAUCGCCGCGCCCGACUAUAUGCCCAACGACCAGGACGUUCUGCGAUCACGUGUCAAGACAACCGGUAUUACGGAAACGACCUUCAUUAUUGGCGAUCUUACGUACCGUAUGUUCGAUGUCGGUGGCCAGCGUAGCGAACGUAAGAAGUGGAUCCACUGCUUCGAGAACGUCACCACCAUUCUUUUCUUGGUCGCCAUUUCCGAGUACGAUCAGUUGCUUUUCGAAGAUGAAACCGUCAACCGUAUGCAGGAGGCCCUUACUCUGUUCGAUUCCAUCUGCAACUCCAGGUGGUUCAUCAAGACAUCCAUCAUUCUUUUCCUCAACAAGAUCGAUAGGUUUAAGGAGAAGUUGCCGGUCAGCCCGAUGAAGAACUACUUCCCCGAUUACGAGGGUGGUGAUGACUACGCCGCCGCUUGCGACUACAUUCUCAACCGCUUCGUCAGUUUGAACCAGCACGAGACCAAGCAGAUUUACACGCAUUUCACAUGCGCGACGGAUACUACACAAAUUCGUUUCGUCAUGGCUGCGGUCAAUGAUAUCAUUAUCCAGGAGAACCUGCGUCUCUGCGGUUUGAUUUGAGCAUUGAACGCAAUCUUUCUAAUUUUUUCAUCAGUUAAUGGGGCUGUGAGGUUCGGGCAAGCGAUUGAUACCGAUCAGAACUUCGAGUAUUGCCGCCCAGUCGUUGCCGCUGGCUCCCUGCCCACAGUUUCUGCCUCCAGAUUAUGAUCUAGUGGAGGUGGCGUGGGCUUUCGAGUGGAUAUGAGCUCUACAUACACCUCGGGGCGUCCCUGGAGAAAUUGCAUUUGAGAAGCAUCAUCAAGAGGGGGGCUAACUAUUUUGUUUAAUCAUGAUUCCCCAUCGACCUUGGAGUCUUUGCUCUCUAUCGGUGUUCUGUACGAUUUCUUUUUUUCUAUCAUCUUUUUCUAUCCCCUCUGAUCCGGGCGCUUUUCACCUUGCUCUUUCUCCCCAGGGACACCGCGGCUGCUAUGGGAAGCAAAAGCCCCUCUCAACAAAAGAAAUGGAUGAUUUUGGCGUGCGUGCUUUUCU
This is a messenger RNA of Neurospora tetrasperma FGSC 2508, 1530 nucleotides long. RefSeq names its product guanine nucleotide-binding protein alpha subunit. Lineage: Eukaryota; Fungi; Ascomycota; Sordariomycetes; Sordariales; Sordariaceae. Gene Ontology annotation, cellular component: heterotrimeric G-protein complex. The coding region runs from base 1 to 1062 and encodes 353 amino acids. The transcript is spliced from 4 exons. The record is from RefSeq and is a predicted model, not a curated record. Gene Ontology annotation, molecular function: GTP binding; GTPase activity; G-protein beta/gamma-subunit complex binding. Gene Ontology annotation, biological process: G protein-coupled receptor signaling pathway.